GGAAGGAAACAAUCAUUCUUAUGUGCCCACAGGUUGCCAAAUAAAAAUUAAUCAUCGUUAGCGAUAGUGGAAAUUUCGUAGCUAUAUCUUAGUAAGAAAACCAAAACACAAGAACAGAAAUUGAAUCAACACUAAAAUCUGACAUAAAACUAAUAACUGAUUCCCACAAGGUUGGAAAAAACAGAACAGACAUGAGUUCCAAAAAGAACACUCCAUCACAUGUUAUUCUCUUGUCUCAAAUACUUGUAAUCAUGUCAUGUUUACUUUCUAACUCAUAUUCAGACCCAAGAAUCUCACAAGCUGGUCUCUACUGUGGUAAACAAAAAGCACCACCAAAAUCAAACUAUAUCCCAAGUUUCAUACAAGAAAUGGAGAAUCUAUCACAGCUUGUAACAAACCAUAAUUGGGGAACUCACUUUGUCAAUAUUUCAGGAUCUGUUCCAAUUUAUGGCUUUGCACAAUGUUUUAAAGAUCUCUCUCAUACUGAUUGUCUUCUUUGUUAUGCCGCAAGCCGGACUAAGCUCCCUCGUUGUCUCCCUUCGAUCUCUGCUCGAAUAUAUCUCGAUGGUUGCUUCCUUCGAUAUGAUAAUUAUAGUUUCUACUUGGAGGAAACUGACCCUUUGAGGGACAGUGUUACCUGCACCUCGACCUCUGAGAGGUUGGAGGUGCAGAUAGAAAAGAAUAUUGAAAAAGUGAUUGAUGUUGUGGCCGGGGAUGCGGUUGAUGGUGGUGGUGGAUUUGCUACGAAAGAAGUCGAGGGUGUUUACGCCUUAGCGCAGUGUUGGAACACUCUUGGGAUUCAUGGUUGUAGAGAUUGUUUGAAGGAUGCUGUGGAAAAAGUAAGAGGUUGUUUGCCAAAUAAGGAAGGUAGAGCCUUGAAUGCUGGUUGUUAUUUAAGAUAUUCAACACACAACUUUUUCAAUGAAGUUGUAAAAGAUGGUGGGAAUGAAUCUUUAAGCAAAGGAGCUGUAAUAGCAGUAGUGUUAGCAACAGCUGCAAUCAUCAUGCUUGCUCUCUCUGCCUCUUUUGCAGUGUUCAAAAAAUUGUCAAAUCUAAAAAAAGAAAAAAAUAACCUGGAUCAAAUUUCAUCAUCCAUAACAAAAUCUAGUUUGAAUUACAAAUAUGAAAUCCUCGAGAAAGCUACGGAUUAUUUCAAUUCUUCUCGGCAAAUAGGUCAAGGAGGAUCAGGUUCAGUUUUCAAAGGUAUUCUCCCUAACGGAAACGUCGUUGCAGUAAAGAGAUUGGUGUUCAAUAAUAGGCAAUGGGUGGAUGAGUUCUUCAAUGAAGUAAAUUUGAUUAGUGGAAUUGAACACAAUAAUCUUGUCAAAUUAUUGGGUUGUAGCAUUGAAGGACCUGAGAGUUUACUUGUAUAUGAGUACUUUCCCAACAAGAGUUUAGAUCAAUUUCUAUUUGAAAAUAGCAGAACUCAAAUUCUAAAUUGGAAGCAGCGGUUUAACAUUAUUCGUGGAACAGCAGAAGGGCUUGCAUAUCUUCAUCAAGGAACAAAAAAACGAAUCAUCCAUAGAGAUAUCAAAAGCAGCAAUGUUCUUUUAGAUGAUAAUCUUUCUCCUAAGAUUGCAGAUUUUGGCCUUGCGCGUUGUUUUGCUGCGGAUAAAACACAUUUGAGUACUGGAAUUGCUGGAACACUUGGUUACAUGGCUCCAGAGUACCUAAUUCGAGGACAACUUACAGAUAAAGCUGAUGUCUAUAGUUUUGGAGUACUUGUCCUAGAGAUUGUAACUGGCAGAAGAAAUAAUGUCAUCAGAGAGGAUUCUGGAUCACUUCUACAAACUGUUUGGAAACUUUACAGAUCAAACACAUUGGUUGAGAGUGUUGAUUCAAGCUUAGGAGAUGAUUUUCCUGAAGCUGAGGCAUCAAGAGUGGUUAACAUUGGUUUGCUUUGCACACAAGCUUCUGCUGCUCUUAGGCCAUCAAUGGACGAAGUUGUGCAAAUGUUAAGAAAUUCAGAAUUAGAUGUUCCUACACCAAAUCAACCACCAUUUCUGAACACUGCAACGCUAGACUCAGAUAGCUCCAUUAGGUCUUGUAGUACAAACAGCUUUGUAUCCAAUGCUUUAAGAAGGAUUGGAGUUUCACACAGUUACUCAGAGUCCUCGAACGAGCCAUCGAUAAGCGAAGAACCAACUGUCUAAAAUUGAUUUUCAAAUGUAAUUAUGGGUUUGUAAGGUCAUGUUAUGUGCUUAUAGUGACAAACAUUGAAAGAUUAGAUGAUGUAAGACUUACCGAGUCAAAUUUUUGUUAGCAAUAUGGAUUUUCAAA
Trifolium pratense (red clover) is the source of this 2280-nucleotide messenger RNA. RefSeq names its product cysteine-rich receptor-like protein kinase 42. The record is from RefSeq and is a predicted model, not a curated record. Gene Ontology annotation, molecular function: protein kinase activity; ATP binding. Lineage: Eukaryota; Viridiplantae; Streptophyta; Magnoliopsida; Fabales; Fabaceae. The transcript is spliced from 6 exons. Gene Ontology annotation, biological process: protein phosphorylation. Bases 192 to 2153 code for a protein of 653 amino acids.